AUGAAUGAUUGUGCGGAUCGAGAUGCUCCCUCUUCUUCUCGGCGCAGGGUUCGGCUACCUUCCGAUGAUUCUGAUUCGGAUUAUCGACCGUUGGCUCAGAGACUUCGUCGCCGAGCCCCUCAUCCUGUGCCAGACUUGGGCCCUUCCGUUAUCCCUUCUCCUUCACCUCCUGUUGCAACCGCCUCUCCUCCUUCACCUCCUAUCGCGACCCCGACUCCCGUCCCGAGCCAGACAGAUGCUCCCCCUGCUCCGCCCGAAGCUCAGGUCGAGCCUCCACUAGCUCAACCUUCCACUUCGCCACAACAUCAAAGCACUGAGGCCGGCCCCUCGCAUCGCCCUUCCCCAGUUACCUUGCCGCCAGAGCCAUCUCCUGUGCUUCCCUCACCUCCUUUUGGGUCAGCUGUUGGGCCUUCUGGCUCCACUGCUGGGCCUUCCCAACCGCCACCACUUGUUCCUCUUUAUUAUCUUACCACUGCUCCUUCUGAGGCUGGGCUACAAUCACGGUGCGAUGUUCCCACCAGCUCCUUGACCAUGAAAGAUCGCUUGGCCACUUUGUGGGAUGAAAGUAUGCAUCAGAUGGAACUUUUGCCGCCCCUUGCCCAGAUGGAUAGAUUCUCUGAGCUAUAUAUCAAGUCCUUCCAUGCUGUUCAUCGUCAAAAUAAGAUGCUGCGGAACAAGGUAACUGAACUAGAACUUCAGUUAAAUAACCCGGCGCAGGCUAGUCACACCCUGAGAGCUGAAGUAAAGGAUCUAACCAAAAGGAAGAAUAGUCUGAAAGUAUCCUUGGCGAUAUCUAACCAAGAGCUUAAGGGCCUGAAGGAAGAAAAAAGCCAGGUCGAGGUCGUGCACCAGCAACGCAUGGAUCAACAAACUUUGGAGCAUCAACGAGCUAUUGAUCAAUUGACCCAGAAGUUGCGUGCUGCCGAACCUUUAGCGCAGGAGCAAGACAAGAAACUAAAAUCCCAAGCGACCCAAUUAACCUCUCAAGUAGCAGAACUGUUGGCCACCCGAACCGAACUAGCUUAG
Molecule: messenger RNA, 1026 nt
Organism: Zingiber officinale
Lineage: Eukaryota; Viridiplantae; Streptophyta; Magnoliopsida; Zingiberales; Zingiberaceae
Product: proline-rich receptor-like protein kinase PERK8
Exons: 2
Coding region: 1-1026 (341 amino acids)
Source: RefSeq, a predicted model, not a curated record